This is a messenger RNA of Pomacea canaliculata, 2327 nucleotides long. RefSeq names its product steryl-sulfatase-like. NCBI's taxonomy places the organism in Eukaryota, Metazoa, Mollusca, Gastropoda, Architaenioglossa, Ampullariidae. The record is from RefSeq and is a predicted model, not a curated record. Bases 408 to 2174 code for a protein of 588 amino acids. Gene Ontology annotation, molecular function: arylsulfatase activity. The transcript has 6 exons.
CUACAGUUUCAAAGAACACAGUUCGCCUGCGACCUAUUUGUCCCAUCUCUCAAGUUUCAUUGCAUGUGGGAUCUGCUUACAGGGCUAGCUGUCGUGAUAUAUAGUUGGUGGGUGGGCGCAAAACACGAAUUCCCUCACCCCAAUCCACCCUCGACUGAGGUUUCUUUGUUGCUUGUGAGCUCCAUUGCGACACUGUGUAACACAAUAUUGUACGAUACUUGAAUCAGGGCCUCAACCUUCGCAAGAACACUUGUCGUAACACGCUGCACAGGACACACACAUAGCAAGUAGGACAUCCUCUCGACUCGAGUGCUGUAAGGCCUGGUUCAGCUUCCAGCUAUAAAUGUGAUUUGAUUGGAAAUCAGAAAAAAUACCGCAGGUACGAUUCGUCACGGGAGAGUUCAAUAAUGGAGACGCAAGAAAGCGAUUCAAGUCUUGGAGCUAAAACAACUCUGUGCAGGUGGGCGAUGCUUUUGGUUGUCUUGGCAACCCUUUUAGGGCCGGCAUCUGGGAAUUCGCCGGGGAAAAGAGACACGCCGAACUUUCUGUUUUUUCUUGCCGAUGACCUGGGCUACGGUGACCUGGGUACCUUCGGUAACAACACCAUGCCCACCCCACACCUGGACAGACUGGCAGGUGAGGGUGUGAAGCUGACGCACAACAUUGCGGCCGAGACGGUGUGUACACCCAGCAGAGCGGCCUUCUUGACUGGGAGGUAUCCGAUCAGAUCAGGGAUGGCCGCUGCUCACCCUAUGCGAGUAUUCACAUCCACAUUUAGUGCGGGAGGGUUGCCAGUCAGCGAGGUGACGUUUGCCGAGCUGGCCAGACAGGUGGGCUACAGGACAGCCUUCUUGGGCAAAUGGCAUUUGGGUUGGAGUCUGGACAGGUCAGACCCGGACCAUCCUCAUCCGUUGAACCAUGGCUUCCAGUAUUUCUAUGGCGUCCCCUUGACCAACGCUAAAGACUUCGGCGACCACAAUGAGCGCAUGUACCUGCUCAUGAACCCGAAUUUGAAAUCCACGCUCCUGACGACCUUCGCCGUGGUAGCGGCAGUUGCAGGGUGGCUUUGCUACUUUAAUUUUAUCAGAAAAGGUCACACUGUCCUGAUUAUGUUCCUGGCGGGACUUGUGUGUGGCGUGCCAUACUGGCUUGUCAACAACAUGAAGCUGCUGAAUUCCUUUAUGUAUCGGAACUACGAGAUGGUGGAACAGCCGAUCCACCUCCCGUCGGUAACGAGGAAGCUGGUGGCUGAGAGCGAGCGGUUCGUAAGAGCGAGCCACGAGGCCGGCCAGCCCUUCCUGCUCGUAGUGUCCUGGCUGCACGUGCAGGCUGCCAUUGCAACGGCCCCAGAGUUCAGAGGUCGCUCACGGUACGGCCCUUACGGGGACGCCGUGAUGGAGAUGGACUGGGGCGUGGGACGGGUGGUGGAGGUGCUGGACAGAUUAGGGCUGUCACGUGACACGUUCGUCUACUUCGCGUCUGAUCACGGGGGAAACGUCAACUUCACUGACUGGAUGGGUAGACAGGUCGGAGGUUACAAUUGGCCAUUUAGAGGAACUAAAGGUCAGGGGUCACCAGAGGGAGCUUUCCGGGUGCCUGGUAUUGUCCGCUGGCCGGCGCGUAUUCCCGCAGGCCAGGUCAUCGACGAACCGGUCAGUCUGAUGGACAUCGCGCCCACCAUCGCUGACCUGCUGCACGUGCCGUUGCCAAGCGACCGCGUCAUGGACGGCAAGAGUUUGGUGCCCUUGUUGACAGGAGAGACAGAGACCUCGGCCCACGAGUUCCUCUUCCACUACUGUCAGGAUGAGGUCCACGCCGUCAGAUACAGACCCAGGACAGGCAACACUGUAUGGAAGCUGUCACUACGAGAACCUAGAACUUUCAACCCUGAAUUGUUUGAUAACUUCUGUGCUGACGUCAUUCACCUUGACCCUCCACGUCUCUACGACAUCACCUCUGACCCCGCGGAAAGCACUCCCCUCAAUUCUAGCCAAUACCCGGGAGUGACUAACACAAUGUUGUUUGCUCUAGCUGACCACAAACAGAGCAUUGUCGCCGUGCCCAACCAGUUCACAUUGGCCAAGAUUGUGUGGAUACCAUGGAAACAGGAUUGUUGCAACUUUCCAGCCUGCUCUUGCGAGGACGAACUGUUUCAAGGAAUGUUUCUUGACUGAUCGUUGAACAAAUUAGUUAAGCAGAGCAUCACAUUUUUAUACAUUUUCUCGCUGCAUAUUAUUUUCGCGUGAACGCCGCAGGAGAUUCUAAGAAAGAAUAUUCUUCAUUAGCCUCUUUAAUUUGAGUUCAAUAAAGUUUCCGUCACUAAGUCA